GAGAGGAUCAGAGGCUCGUGAGCUCCCGAUAAGACUUUUCAAAACUUCAAUAUUUUGCCUAUAACUUGUGCUGCCACUCUGCACAAAAUAGGUGACUGACUAACGGAAAGUAUGCCAAAUAAAAAAGAUAAAACAGAGAACGUCGAUAAGAGACCUCUGAAGUCUAAUUUGCAACUACGAAGUCAGGUCAGUCCCGAGGCUAACCCUGAAGCCAAUGACGGAAAUAUGGCUGAAGCUAAUCCAAGCUUUCCCAUCGACUAUGAUAUUUUAACUGCAAAAAUAACAGAUGUGGUUGGUGCGAUUGUAGAAGGGAAGAUGGAUGUCAUUAACAACAAACUCGACGUUGUCCAGGCAACCCUUGAUGGCAAUACAAGACGCCUUGACGAAGCCGAGACACGCAUAUCGAAGGUAGAGGAUAUAAUCGCCGACAUGGAAACCAGGUUAACACGUGUAGAAAGUAAGAUAUGCACGUUCACGAACCGGCUAGAUGACCAAGAAGCUCGGAGUAGAAGAGAUAAUCUCCGCAUAUUUGGUGUCAAGGAAGGCGUGGAAGGGGCGAAUGCUAUUGCAUAUUUUGAAAAGUGGCUUCCCUCUCUUCUUAAUAUGAAGACGAAGAACGGGAGGAUCCGACUGGACCGCUGCCACAGAAGCUUAGGGGAACCAAUAUCAGGCUCACCAAGAGCGGUUAUAAUGAAACUCCAUUACCCGACCGAUAAAAGGGAAGUGUUAGCCUUAAGUGGCAAGAACAAACAGAUUUUCUUUGAUGGAGCACUGAUAACCAUUCGUCAGGAUGUACCACAGAAUGUGCGACAGCAGAGGAGAAACUUCAACGAGGCCUGCCAGUUGCUGAUUACCAAAGGAAUACGAUUUAGGAUGCUGUUUCCUGCAACCCUGCGUUUCACAUAUGAAAACAGAAGAUUUUCCUUUGACUCGGCAGAAGAGGCAUUGAAAGUGGUAUCAGCAAUUGGAGCAUUACCACCAGGAUAUACAGCAAUGACAUCGGAUGUCGUUCGGACUGAGAAGUGCAGUCGGAUGGCAACAAAGAGAGGGAAGGUAGUCAGAACUGAGGGGAUCAAACUACCAGAAGGCAACAUUGCAGACACAGAGGACAGCUACAAGUACCUGGGGAUCCCACAGGCAAAUGGGAAGUGUAAGUGAAUGUUUAUGUUUUGUUUAUUUGUUAUGGUGGCACAGGUAUUCAGAUUUUACUGCACCUCAGGUGAUUGCAUGGGGAUACGGUCACAUGUUAUUUACCUGACACUAGAGUACUCAACAGGGAGGUAGGGUAAGUGGAUUUUUUUGCAAACUUUUCUGUUGACUGUCAUUUUAGCACAUCAUUUCACUUCACCUUUCAGUCCUACUCUCAAACAAUUUAAGUUAAUACAUGCGCUAUUUGUUUUGAUUAAUAAGCUAGCCAAAAGAGUAGAUAGAAGCCACUGACAUCAAGACAAGGAAGCUCCUGACCGUGCAUGGAGGGUUUCACCCCAAGUGCAGCACCCUGAGGCUGUAUGCUAAGCGGAAGAAAGGAGGCGGGGAACUAGUGAGUAUCAGUACCACAAUCCAGGAUGAGACAACUAACAUCCACAAAUACAUCAGGAAGAUGGCCCCAACUGACAGCGUGCUCAGUGAAUACCUCAGGCAGCAGAAAACCAAGAAAGAGGAGGAACCAUCAUGGAAG
Messenger RNA from Oreochromis aureus, 1678 nucleotides. RefSeq lists its product as uncharacterized. NCBI's taxonomy places the organism in Eukaryota, Metazoa, Chordata, Actinopteri, Cichliformes, Cichlidae. Bases 112 to 1158 code for a protein of 348 amino acids. The record is from RefSeq and is a predicted model, not a curated record. Gene Ontology annotation, cellular component: ribonucleoprotein complex. Gene Ontology annotation, molecular function: single-stranded RNA binding. Gene Ontology annotation, biological process: retrotransposition. The transcript is spliced from 2 exons.